AGACCUUCUACUGUGGCCGCAGACAAUGAGCGAUGCUUUCACUUCAUGGGGAAAUACGACAACUGAAGGCGUGACGACGGUGCCUGGCGAAGUGAGCCCCCAGGACGGUUAUGUGUUACUCCUGGUGCUUCUUUCUAUCUUCAUUGGGGGCACCUUGGUGCUUCUCUUUGGCAUCCUGAUCAUCUGCCGGCGCUGCUGUGAGACGGACCGAAGGCACUCCAGAGCCAGCGAUGACCCAGAAAAAACAAACACAACCUAUCUGGAUGACUCACAGCCAGCGCAAGACAUCACCAUCAAAGUGGAUGAUCCUGAAUGCGCGUCCAGCUCCAGCUAUCGAGAUGCGGAGAGCGAGCGGUUCCUGUCUUCCAGCAGUGCCACGGGGCGGCGGGUGUCCUUCAACGAAGCCGCUCUCUUUGAGCAGAGCAAGAAAACGCAGGAGAAGGGAAGGAGGUACACCCUGACAGAGGGUGACUUCCACCACUUGAAGAAUGCCCGCCUCAGCCAUCUGCCCCUGCCACCCUCAGCUGCCCUCAAAAUUGUCACCAUCCAUGAAUGCGAAUCCAACGAGAACAGCAUUAUGAUGACUCCCCGCCUGCCACCCAUCAAGCCUAGCCUUGCCAUCUUCCAACCAACUGGAACCCCCCUACCCAAGACGGCACUGACCAGCCACGGAGGUCUGUGUUCGAGUUCAGCGCUACCAGGGGACACUUUUAACUCCAGCGUCGAAGCCGCAUCCUCUGUUUCCUCCGACUCAGGAGAGGGAAUUCCUGGCAGUGCAGCGAGGGCCACCUCAGCCAGUGUGAGCGUCGGGGAACCCACCUCAGCACCUGCCCAGGGCACCGUCCUUCAUUUCCUCACCCGCCUGCGCCGUCACGCCAGCCUGGAAGGAGCGAGUCCCUAUUUCAGAAUCAAGAAGUGGAAACUGGAGACCAGCCAGCGGGCGUCCAGUCUGGACACAAGAGGGUCUCCCAAGCGUCACCAGUUCCAGCGACAACGGGCCGCAAGCGAAAGCAUGGACCAGGAUCGGGAUCCUCACCAGACGGACAUCAUCCAGUACAUUGCCCGGACAGACGACAUGGUUUUCCGGCCCGUGGCUGGACCGUUCCUGCCUGCGCCGGCCAGUCCAACAUUAUCUCUCGGCAGGUUAGAGUCUUCCGAAGCACCCAGCCCCACCCCACCUGAGCCUCUCCCAUCGGAACCACAACCCACCCCCCUUUAUCACGACAUCUGGAGCCUCAGGGCGUCACUAGAAAAGUGCGCUUCGUCAGAGCAGGGCAAUGACCGGGACUCGGUGCCUAGUGAUGGCGGGGAGAGCGUCUCCUCGAGUGGGGGGCUGCCCAGUUUCUCCUCUUCCCUGGCCGACGAGGCUGAAGGAGGAGAUGAGAAGCCCUGGGGGAAACCUAAGCAGGACAGCGUGGAGUUGGAAGCCGGGACACGUAAGCUCUUGCAGAUGGAUAGCGGCUACGCCUCCAUCGAGGCCCCCAGUGGACGGGCAGGAGAGGACCAGACGGCCUCGGAGAAACGCUUCUGCUUCACCAGCGCGGGACGCAAGGCCACCAUCUUUGAGAGCUUUGAGGGCCAGGAACCAGAAGAGGAAGAGGAGGAGGAGGAGGAGGAGGAGGAGGAGGAGGAGGAGGAGGAGGAAGCAGCGGGGGCCGUGGGUGGACUUCCCCCCUCCAGUCCACUGCUCUGGGCCCCAUAUGGGCAGAUGUUCCCUGCCCGGGAAUCCUUCCCUCGCCGGGACUACAGCAUUGAUGAAAAAACAGACGCGCUCUUCAACGCCUUUGUCCGCCACGACCCCCAAUUCGACGAAUCGCCCCUGCGGGCAAAGCACCGGUCCCGGACCCAUUUGCGGAAGCAGUGGCAGCGCACCAGGCAGUACAGCGACCCCGGGGUGCACUACCCCCUGGCCCUGGAGAGGCACCGGACCCCUCUGCGCCGGGGCGACAGCGUCAACUACCCCUUGGAAGGGCGCUACCACAGCACCCUGCCCCGCAUUGUCAGCGCUGGGGACGAGGAGGUGGCUGUGCCCGCCGCAGAAACUGGGGACAAGAUCCAGGUGAUUGAGGAAGAGCCGCCGGAGGAGGCCAGAAUGGGGCCUGACCCAUAUGGCAGUGGCUGCCUUGAAGGGGGUCAGUGCCCAGGGCUGGGUGACCUGGGCACGGGACUCAUGGACAAGAUCGCUGGAGGGCUGGGGGACAUGUUUUUCACACCCUUGAAAAAAACAAGAGAGAGUCUUGAGUGUGUGAUGGUGGUGGCCCGUGCUUCCCCGGAUCACAGCCCCGAAUAG
Messenger RNA from Candoia aspera, 2290 nucleotides. RefSeq names its product CACN subunit beta associated regulatory protein (gene CBARP). Gene Ontology annotation, molecular function: transmembrane transporter binding. NCBI's taxonomy places the organism in Eukaryota, Metazoa, Chordata, Lepidosauria, Squamata, Candoiidae. The record is from RefSeq and is a predicted model, not a curated record. Gene Ontology annotation, cellular component: secretory granule; plasma membrane. Gene Ontology annotation, biological process: negative regulation of calcium ion-dependent exocytosis; negative regulation of voltage-gated calcium channel activity. Bases 26 to 2290 code for a protein of 754 amino acids. The transcript is spliced from 9 exons.